AUGUCUUACCCUACCACAGACGAUGUUUUAACUAUUCCCGUUCAUAGCGGCGAAUCUGAGCGAAACAUCCUCGAGGUCCCAUGGAAUCAAUCCUGUAAAAGUCGUACCGCUCACUACUACCUCGUCAAUGCACAAAACCAAUCUAAGGGACGUAUAGAUAUUAUGAUCUUUAUCCAGGAUCGUUUCUAUGCCGAUUCCGGGAGUUGCGACUACAUUGGUAGACUUCCCGGUGCCAGACUGGAGGGCAACUCUUGGAUCGUUAGUAUUAGCGACCGUUUACAGUAUGGGGAGAAAGAUUAA
Fusarium sp. VM40 is the source of this 300-nucleotide messenger RNA. The record is from the annotation of a GenBank genome assembly. Lineage: Eukaryota; Fungi; Ascomycota; Sordariomycetes; Hypocreales; Nectriaceae.